Molecule: messenger RNA, 1335 nt
Organism: Vigna angularis (adzuki bean)
Lineage: Eukaryota; Viridiplantae; Streptophyta; Magnoliopsida; Fabales; Fabaceae
Exons: 4
Coding region: 85-1062 (325 amino acids)
Biological process (GO): mitochondrial proton-transporting ATP synthase complex assembly
Cellular component (GO): mitochondrion
Source: RefSeq, a predicted model, not a curated record
UGAAAUCCCAUGUAACCCUUCGAGCUCCAACAAGUUAAGGUUGAAAUACUCAGAAUCCAUUAGUUUAGUUUUUUUUUUUUUCAAAUGGCUCAUUCGAUCAUAAGAAAAUGCUUAAAACCAGCUAGUCCCAAUUUCAUGGCGGCACUCUCCGUUCCCCUGAUUGGGCGGCGGCUGACGACGGUGGCAGCAGCGGAUGAGGAGCCAACACAGUCGUCAUCACAGUCCUCGUUCACGUUCUCUUCAGAUGGGGACAAGGUGUACGUGAAGGGGCCAUCGGGGAAGUGGAAGUCAUCGUCGUCAGUUACGAUGCCGAUGUCGUUCAUGACGGGGUCGAUCGUGGGGAAGCGGUUUUACAAGGACGUGAAGACUCGAGAAGCCGAUGACGGGAACGGAUGGACGGUGAUGCUCGAUUACAGAACCCUAAAGACACCUUCCAAGAGACCCCUCAAGCUUCCAACCCUUCCUCUUGCCAAAGCCAUUGCUGCUGAAUGGGAAUAUCAGCUAACAGAUGGCAUAAGACCCUUCACAAUGCCUCUCAUGAGACUUGCUUGCACUGCCCUGGAAAGAGUUCCCCUCACAAGGAGCAAAAUUAUUGAGAAUUUGAUGAAGAAAUUUAAUCAAGAUUUAGUAUUUUGUCGUGCACCUGAUGACAAUGAGCUGACAACCUAUGUGCAUGAUCGUCAGGUGGAGAAAAUUGAUCCAUUGCUUCACUGGGUGGAGACAGAAUUUGGCUUUAAGCCUGUUGUUUACUCCAGCUUUUUUGGUGGAAAGCAAGAAGAUGGUCUUGUAACAGUUAUUGAGAACCUUCUAAAGAAAACAGAUGAUUGCGAAUUGGCAACAAUUGAUGCUAUAGCAGCAUCAGCACAUUCAUUAAUUAUUGCCAUUGGAAUGGUGCACGGGAAAUUGCAAAUCGAGGAAGCUAUUGAACUUAUUAGACUUGAAGAAGAUUCUCAGGUGGACAGGUGGGGCCUCGUAGAAGGUGGCCAUGAUGUGGAUAUUGCUGAUCUAAGAGUGCAGAUUUCAUCAGCAAUUGUAUUUCUUGGUUUGUCAAGAAGCAUAUAGGUUUUUAACUUUCUCUCAUUUUAUGUUACCAUCCUAAGAACUAGCUAUCAGGAUAUAUUAGAAUAGAAAACCCUGGGGUUGUUGUAAUGUCCAGAUCUUUCCAGAGGCAAUAUUCUUAGGAAAGGAUGAAUUGUUUUUGUAGAUGAGUUUUAUUAUCGUUAAAGAUUUGUCCAGAUCUAUUCCAAUGGUUUACAGGGGCCUGAUUUGUUUUGGAAUAAUAGGUAAAUGUAUUUGUACAAUUGGAAUAGAUACGUGCAACCUUUUAUGAUUCUA